Gallus gallus (chicken) is the source of this 1996-nucleotide messenger RNA. It is a transcript of the gene DONSON, whose product is annotated as downstream neighbor of SON. NCBI's taxonomy places the organism in Eukaryota, Metazoa, Chordata, Aves, Galliformes, Phasianidae. Gene Ontology annotation, cellular component: nucleus. The record is from RefSeq and is a predicted model, not a curated record. Gene Ontology annotation, biological process: nuclear DNA replication. The transcript is spliced from 10 exons. Bases 56 to 1735 code for a protein of 559 amino acids.
CCUGUUGGCGCCAAGCGGCGACAGCGGCUCCCGCUCGGCCGGUCCGCUCUCGGCCAUGGACGCCACCGUGCCCGGCUACUCACCCGGCUUCAAGAAGCCGCCGGCCACGCUGCGGCUGAAGCGCAAGCGGCCGCGGAGGAGCGAGCCCGCCGCCCCCCAGCCCUGCGGCGCGGCCCCGAGGGCCCCCUCCGCGCCCGCCCGCCGCAACCCCUUCUCCAGUCUGGACAACGCGCCGCGGCAGCCGGGCCGGCGGCAUCAGGGGGAACCGGCACCGCCGGGGGGGGGGCCCGCCUCGGCAGCGCCCUUCUGGCAGUUUUUGGAGUCUGCAGGGGAAGAUGAGCCGGCCCGGAGCGUGGGGCUCUCAGAGGGAACCAACGUCCUGGCACUACCCGAGGACCUUCAUUUACCCGUUCCUACACCCACCGUCCCCACCUCACCAAAACACGAGUUUCCUGCAGACUGGAGCAUAAAAACACGACUUCUGUUUACAUCUUCUCAACCUUUCACCUGGGCAGAGCAUUUAAAAGCACAGGAGGAAGCUCAGGGAUUUGCUCAGCACUGCAGAGCAGCAGAAAUAAAUUUGCCACAGAGUGUACAGGAACCAAAACUGUCCACAGAACUGCGUUGUGCCUUUCAGCAGAGCCUUGUUUACUGGCUUCACCCAUCAUUGCCGUGGCUGCAGCUGUUCCCUCGUAUUGGAGCAGACAGAAAGAUAGCAGGAAAGGCCUGUCCGUGGGCACAGGAUGAGGCCUUGCAGCAAGCACUGAUGAGCGACUGGUCUGUCAGCUUUACUUCUCUAUACAACCUGCUCAAAGCCAAGCUGUGCCCCUACUUCUAUGUGUGCACUUACCAGUUUACUGUCCUGUUCCGUGCAGCUGGUCUGGCGGGAAGCGAUGUUAUCACAGCGGUGCUUUCUCCCACCACCAGAGGUUUAAGGGAAGCCAUGAGAAAUGAAGGCAUAGAGUUUUCUCUACCUUUGGUAGAAGAAAGUAGAAGCAAAAAACAGAAGAACUCUGAAGGGAAUUUGGAAACAGAAGUUGCUCACGGCCCUGAAGUGGACAGAAGCCCCGAGGAUGGCAAGGAGGCUGCUCCAAGUGAUGAUGAUGAUGAUGGUUUCUCUUGGCUUGAGGAGAUGGGAGUCCAAGACAAGGUUAAAAAACCAGAUGCUAUUUCUAUUAAACUUCGUAAAGAGAAGCAUGAAGUGCAGGUGGAUCACAGACCUGAAUCCCUUGCAGUGGUGAAAGGAACAAACACCUUCACUUUAUUGAACUUCCUGAUAAACUGUAAGAGCCUGGUGGCUGUUGCAGGUCCACAGGCAGGGCUUCCUCCCACUCUGUUGUCUCCUGUCGCUUUCCGAGGUGGAACAAUGCAAACGCUCAAAGCUCGUAGUAUGAAUGCAAAAGCCAGGGUCCGCCUGGCAUAUGAAGAUAUCUUCAGUUUGGAGAUCGUAGGCCCCGUCCUGCCUCAUUCUCUCCACUCACUGACCAUGCUUCUGCAGUCUGCACAGCAGGGAGCGUUUUCUGCAGUGCUGUAUACAUACGAGCCAACAGCUGUGUUUAACACUCAUCUCGAUAAUGCGAGCGCUGCCUUAAAGAAGGAAACCAUAAGCAAAGACCUGCUGAAGUGUGGGCUGCAUUCUAAAACUUUGGAUCAACUGAGUCAGGUGCCAACGCUGGGAAAAUCUUCCCUCCGGUCUCUGGAAAUGAAGGACUAUGCCUAUGCCUGGAAGUCCUAGGUACGUGCUGGUUGGAGGCGGUGGAGCAGAAAGCUCUCCAGUAUGCAGUUGCUGUGCUUCCUUCAGGCCUGCAGGGCAGCACCUGUGCUGUACCAGGAGGGACAUAACCUAGUCGAACAUCACAGGCAAUUCUUGCACGCCACAGCAAUAAAACACCUCGUGAUGUUUUCAUCUUUCAAAGGAAGCUGAGGAAAAGGCCUUGGACAUCUCCUUUUGUAUUUUAGAAAACAUUUUUUAAAAUAAAAUUUUAUUAAGAAGUUU